This is a messenger RNA of Toxotes jaculatrix (banded archerfish), 1809 nucleotides long. Its product is annotated as cysteine/serine-rich nuclear protein 3-like. The transcript has 4 exons. Gene Ontology annotation, cellular component: nucleus. Gene Ontology annotation, molecular function: sequence-specific DNA binding; DNA-binding transcription factor activity, RNA polymerase II-specific. NCBI's taxonomy places the organism in Eukaryota, Metazoa, Chordata, Actinopteri, Toxotidae. The record is from RefSeq and is a predicted model, not a curated record. Gene Ontology annotation, biological process: regulation of transcription by RNA polymerase II. The coding region runs from base 1 to 1809 and encodes 602 amino acids.
AUGAGCGGGAUCUUGAAGAGGAAGCUUGAGGAGGGCCCGUCCCCUUACCUCUCCCUGCAGGGGUCUGACGAUGAUGAGGUCUCCUGCAGCGACAGCGGCAACAGCAGCGACAGUCUCAACCACCCCGUCCCCUCUGGACUGCUGGACUCUUCUCUGCAGCAGCAGUCAAAGCGACUGCGGGGCCGCAACGUGCACUUUGAGACCGUGACGGUUUACUACUUCAACCGCCGGCAAGGCUUCACCAGCGUGCCCACGCAGGGAGGCAGCACCCUGGGGAUGUCGCCGCGCCACAGCGGGGUGAAGCGAUUCACCCUCAGGGAGUUCGCUAUGGAGCAGAAAAGGAGCCACCGCAACAUGCUGAGGGAUCAUCUCAAAGAGGAGAAACUCAACGCCAUCAAACUCAAACUGACUAAGAACGGCACCGUGUCAUCUGUGGAGGCGGACACCCUGACGCUCGAUGACAUCUCCGAGGACGACCUGGACGUGGACAACACAGAGGUGGACGACUACUUCUUCCUCCAGCCUCUGACGACCAGGAGGCGCCGCGCCCUCCUCCGCGCCUCGGGGGUGCGACGCAUCGACGUGGAGGAGAAGCACGAGCUGCGCGCCCUCCGCAUGUCCCGAGAGGAGUGCGGGUGCCGCUGCCGCGGGAUAUGCGACCCAGAGACCUGUGCUUGCAGCCUGGCCGGCAUUAAGUGCCAGGUAAAUGGAAGCGUGGUGGACCGCAUGUCGUUUCCCUGUGGCUGCACCAAAGAAGGCUGCAGCAACACCACGGGACGCCUGGAGUUUAACCCCGUCCGGGUGCGGACCCACUUCCUGCACACCAUCAUGAAGCUGGAGCUGGAGAAGAGCCGCGAGGAGCAGCAUCAGCAGCAGCAGCCGGAGCAGCAGCUUGUAACCAAUGGCAACGGUUACCAUGGAGACUCCUCCUUGGUCCAGCAGCAGCAGCCGAACCUGCAGUUUCCACUGAUGAGUGGCGCGCCGCACAUUCCCAUCAUGCACCUCCAGAACACAGGCGACACAGAUUCACAUCUGGAUGAAGAAGAGGAAGAGGAGGAGGAGGAAGAGGAGGAAGAGGAGGAGGAAGAGGAAGAAGAUGAGGAAGAGGAGGAGGACGAUGAAGCAUAUGAGGAAGAUGAGGACGGCAGCAGCAUUUGCAGCGGGCUGUCGGACUGCAGCACACACAGCUUAGAAACAAUCGACCCCGAGGAGGGAGAAGAGGACGAGGAGGACGAAGAGGACGAUGAGGAGGAGGAAGAAGAGGAAGAGGAGGAAGACUGGGACUGUUCGUUACACGGCACGAGUCCUCCACCUUACUCUGUUCCACUUCCGUCUGUGCUGAGUUACUCUAACACCACACUCAUGAGCCUCAGUAACCCCUUCCACAACACUCCCCCAAUGCAGCAUUAUCAGAUAGACAGCUCUGUAAAUGACACUCCUGCUUUUCUCAGUGAAAAUGUCACCGUCACUCCCAUGCUGCCCGCAGUAGAGACCGCUUUAGAGUCUGAAAUAAACACAGAACUCCACUGCCGAACAUUCCCCGACCCCACAGAGUCCCUGACGCUCCAAACUUGCUCACAUGUGGAAACCCGUGAGACUAACACAGCACCUACUGGUUCAGCCGAGGAACAGCAGCUCUCCGCGGACCUCCAGAACAAUCCAGACGACCGUGACUCACAGACUGAGGCUCCGGCUGGGUCUGUGGAGCAGACAGGGGAGGAAAUAAGAGAGCCAUUACAGGAGCAGCUGCAAAUGCAAGGAGCCUCGCCUGAUGAAAAGACAGACAUGUCUUGCUCAGAGCGCGUCUGA